GAAUUAGUCAUUGUCUUCAAAGAUUUCUUUUUCUUGUGUCUAAAUAGAUGUAAUCAUUUUUAGUAAAUUUGUGAUUGGCAGUUUCUAAAAUGCCAUUAUUAUAACACGAGAUAGUUGGGACCCAGUAACAUGCUGCAUUUUCUGUGUCGAUGACCUAAGUGGAAGGUACCUUUCCAUGUUACAAGCAUUUUUGUCAUCAGUGGUGCUAUUUUGUUAGGUAUUAUCUAUUUUAGUAGUAUAUUUUAAAUAUUAACAGUAGGUCUCUUAUAGGAUGAUAGCAGUGAUGAUGGGUUCCUUGCUGAUGACAACUGCAAUUCAGAAAUAGGACAGUGGCACUUAAAGCCUACUAUCUGUAAACAACCUUGUAUUCUACUUAUGGACUCACUCAGAGGCCCAUCUCGAUCAAAUGUUGUAAAAAUUCUAAGAGAAUAUUUAGAGGUGGAAUGGGAAGUUAAAAAAGGAAGCAAAAGAAGUUUUUCUAAAGAUGUUAUGAAAGGCUCUAAUCCAAAAGUACCACAGCAGAACAACUUCAGUGAUUGUGGCGUAUAUGUAUUACAGUAUGUAGAGAGCUUUUUUGAGAAUCCAAUACUAAAUUUUGAAUUACCUAUGAAUUUGACAAACUGGUUUCCACCCCCACGAAUGAGGACGAAAAGAGAAGAAAUCCGAAAUAUAAUUCUGAAGCUGCAAGAAGAUCAGAGCAAGGAGAGAAAGCUGCAUAAGGACACUUGCUCCACAGAAGCAUCUUUAAAUGAAGGGCUGGAACAACAGCAUGUCAGCAGUGUCUCAGCGUGACCAAAAAACCAGAAGUGGCAUGUCACUUCCACCGUUAGGGA
Fukomys damarensis (Damara mole-rat) is the source of this 833-nucleotide messenger RNA. RefSeq names its product sentrin-specific protease 6-like. Gene Ontology annotation, biological process: regulation of spindle assembly; regulation of kinetochore assembly; protein desumoylation. Gene Ontology annotation, cellular component: nucleus; cytoplasm. The coding region runs from base 376 to 792 and encodes 138 amino acids. The transcript is spliced from 4 exons. Lineage: Eukaryota; Metazoa; Chordata; Mammalia; Rodentia; Bathyergidae. Gene Ontology annotation, molecular function: SUMO-specific endopeptidase activity. The record is from RefSeq and is a predicted model, not a curated record.